AUGUCUAAACGCCCGAGACAUAUUGCCUGCCGCACCUGUCGCGAGCGGAAGAUCCGUUGCGAUGGACAGCAGCCAUGUUCUCGCUGUGCUGGACAGUCGCAGCCCUGUGUCUAUGCGACGCCGUCAAGCUCUGAGUCCGGCGCUUCCGAUCUCACAGCGCAGCUCCAGAUGAUGAAUGAUCGACUAAGGAGGGCUGAAGCCCAGCUGGCAAACCAAGGAUGCUGGGCCAUCACCGAGGAUCCCCUCUCUACACCAGGCAAUUUCUCCUAUAACAACUGGCCUGCCAAUACAAUCCAGAGCCCUAUUCCCCUGAGCCCUACGUCGUACAUGGCGCUCCCCAUAGACAUGGAGUCACCACAGCCAGACUGGACACUAGACGCCUUUACUGGUCUCCCUCCAGUAGCCCAGCCAUCCUCGGGCUCCUCGACAUCCUCAUCCUUCUCCCUUCCCCAUUCAAACUACGAGGAUCAUAUGCUGUCUCCACAAAAUACGCAAAAAUUACAAGAAGCCUUUUUUCAAUCAUACAGCCAUCUCUUCCCAAUGCUAGAUCAGUGGCGAAAUCUUGCCAACCCAGUGGUAAUCCAGUCGGAGCCAUGGAAAAGUAGCAUUUACUACGCUAUCUGCACUCACGGGGCGCUGGUCUCUGGUAAUCCCUCCCUUGAAGAAGCUUGCUACCACCGUGCCAGGAGAGAACUCGAGCUUUCAGAUAUGGGAGGGCCCGGAAGCCGAUUUUUCAGGAUUGAAACUCUUCAGGCUUCGUUAUUGAUAGCGCUAUACGAAUUCCGACGAUCAUACCUACCGAGAGCAUGGAUAUCCCAUGCUAGGUGUACAAGGCUAGUACAACUGUUAGGCCUUCAGAAACUCGAUCGAGCUGGUGCGCCCGAAGAAGACGAGCUGGAAUUAGAAGAAAGGAGGCUCACAUUCUGGGCGACUUAUCUCUUUGAUUGCUUGAUCAAUAUAUCAUUUGGCGGCUCCUUGGCCUUCUCAGAACGCGAGAUCUCGACUCGACUUCCAAGGUACAUCCAUUCGAGCACCGAGAUGCUAGCUCAACAACAACCAUUCACUCUUAAUCAUGUUUUACAGUCCCCCGACUUGUCCCCUAUGACACCCUAUACGGCCACCAUUAUGCUUGUUACGACAUGGGCCAAAACUCUUAAACAUGCCCGAGAGUCCGAAGGCUACGAGCUUGAUGACCAAAGCAGGCAUCAAUUUUGGGCCAGCCACCAAGCUCUUGAUAGCACUCUAAAUAGGGUCGAGUCCUGUCUUGGAGACCUGGGGCGGUUUGCACUCCUCGCUGAUCCAACAAUUUACUUUCUCAACGCCGCCAGACACGCAGCAGCAAUUUCACUAUAUCAAACCGCCAUCACUUCAGCUGUACAGGCUCGACUACCCAUCGCCCUGAUUGAAUCGUGGCAAGCAAGAUGCCAAAAUUCAGCGAUGGAGAUAAUAACACUCUCUGGAGUAAUGCUCGAGACCAAUUUACUGCAUAAUAUUGAGCAUUUUAAUCCUUUUAUUCUUUUAUCCAUAUAUACUUCUUGUGCAUAUCUUGCUCGUGUUAUUAGGACAGGAACUCCCGAUUCCAGGAUCCUAGACCCGAUCGAAACAACCCUUCGGACUUUUAAUCAAGCACAAAUGAAGGCUGCCAACCCAACCCUUGAUGCCUUCCUCCCGCGCAUCUUCAAGGAUAUUGAAGAGACCCGGGGAUUCCUAGAGCCAACGAUAGAUCCUUCACUCUGGCUACUGAAUCAAGGGGAAUAA
Arthroderma uncinatum is the source of this 1758-nucleotide messenger RNA. RefSeq names its product fungal specific transcription factor domain-containing protein. Lineage: Eukaryota; Fungi; Ascomycota; Eurotiomycetes; Onygenales; Arthrodermataceae. Gene Ontology annotation, biological process: DNA-templated transcription; regulation of DNA-templated transcription. The transcript is spliced from 5 exons. The coding region runs from base 1 to 1758 and encodes 585 amino acids. Gene Ontology annotation, cellular component: nucleus. The record is from RefSeq and is a predicted model, not a curated record. Gene Ontology annotation, molecular function: DNA binding; zinc ion binding; DNA-binding transcription factor activity, RNA polymerase II-specific.